This is a messenger RNA of Ogataea angusta, 633 nucleotides long. RefSeq lists its product as uncharacterized. Lineage: Eukaryota; Fungi; Ascomycota; Pichiomycetes; Pichiales; Pichiaceae. The record is from RefSeq and is a predicted model, not a curated record. The transcript has a single exon. Bases 1 to 633 code for a protein of 210 amino acids.
AUGAAAAUACGAGCGGAACUGGAAAGACAACUUUCAAUGAACGAUGAACGAGUCUUGAAAGCGAGGAAAAUAGAACACAGGAAAAAUCUCACCGCCAGGCUCGACGUCUCGUGCUAUCUGGUGCUCAUAAUACUGUACCUUGCCGACGAAAAUCUCAUACUACUCUUGUUGCGAGGAUUCCAGCAGUUCAUGCUUGGCCACCCGCCAAACAGCAUAGAGGCGUCAGCAGUGCUCACGCCAGCGGUCCAACGGAUACUGGCACAGAAAGUGCUGUCAUUGGGCCUGGCGUUCAAUGUGUUGGGCCUGGUAGUCCACAUUGCAUUUUCCGCGCGCGGAGGUUUGGGCCAAGGCAUAUCGUACGGUGCAUACAUCAUAAACAUCAUGGGGGAGAACAGGUUCGAAGGAUGGUUUUACAAAUUGCUCUACCUGCUGCUGUGGGACUUUGUGCUGGUGGCAUUGCAAUUCUCGCUCUACAGCAUGAACUUUGUCAAGCAAGACAUGGACAAUGCAGAGGACAGCGACGUCGUCGCGUCGAUCGACGUCGUCAGGAUAGUCCAGUACGUGAACCUUAUAGAACGCGCGCAAGCACCAACGCCGUCAUUGAGCGAGAUGAUGCCGCGGUUGGGGGUCUGA